GCGUGUUAACUAACUGCCCUCCUUCCUCAUACAACAUGGCGCUGAUGUUGGCACCGCUGAAAUGCGGCAUUCACUUUCAAAAACGAAAACUAGCGCUUCUCAUUCGGCAGACGAGCUCGUAUCAUGUAUGGAAUAAAAGUCGUAAUGAGCCGGGGGCUGGCCAUGCACGCCAAAGCACAUAUCCGGUGAGUGAGGACGGGGCUGGUCAGAGAGGACACGGUGCUUUUAGCCACCAGUCAAGUUCACCUCCACACCUACGAACGGCAACAUGGAGCACCAACAGGAGCGAAAAAAGUCGUCAGAUUUUGGAAGCUGCAAAACACUUACAGGUGACAGACAAACGGACAUGUUGGCACGGAAAUGCAGGCGGGGGACUAAGCGCAGACCCAAAAAAUGUGCUGAAGGAGGUGAAUUCAGCUCAAAUCCUGUCUGCGAUGCUGUCUUACGUGUGGCCGAAGGAUAGACCCGACCUGCGAGCCCGUGUUGCACUCUCUCUGGGCCUGCUCGCUGGAUCCAAGAUCACCAAUGUGAUGGUGCCCUUCAUGUUUAAGUAUGCAGUGGACGAGCUUAACCAGAUGUCGGGACACAUGCUGAACCUAAAUGACGCGCCAAGCACUGUGGCUACCAUGGCAACGGCCGUGCUGAUUGGCUAUGGUGCCUCACGGGCUUGUGCAGCCUUCUUCAACGAGCUGAGGAACACCGUGUUCGGCAAGGUGGCCCAGAGCUCCAUCCGACGCAUAGCAAAGAACGUCUUCCUGCACUUGCACAAUCUGGAUCUGGGUUUCCAUCUCAGCCGACAGACAGGGGCGCUGUCCAAGGCCAUCGACCGCGGCACGCGGGGGAUCUCUUUUGUCUUGAGCGCACUCGUCUUCAAUCUCGGUCCCACGGUCUUUGAGAUGGCCCUCGUCAGUGCCAUUUUGUAUUACAAGUGUGGCGGACAGUUUGCAGCAGUGGCCUUGGGUACCUUAUCAGCGUAUACCAUUUUCACAAUUCUCGUCACACAGUGGAGGACUCGUUUCAGAAUAGAAAUGAACAAAGCAGACAACGAAGCAGGCAAUGCAGCUAUUGACUCGCUGCUCAACUACGAGACUGUUAAGUAUUUCAAUAAUGAAAAGUACGAAGCUGAAAGGUAUGAUGGAUUCCUGAAGAUCUAUGAGUCAUCCUCUUUAAAAACCACGUCCACACUCGCCAUGCUCAACUUUGGUCAGAGUGCCAUCUUCAGCGUCGGCCUCACCGCCAUCAUGCUGCUCGCUAGCAAGGGCAUUGCAGCAGGUACGAUGACGGUGGGAGACCUGGUCAUGGUGAACGGGCUGCUCUUUCAGCUCUCCCUCCCUUUAAACUUCCUGGGUACAGUGUACAGAGAGACCAGACAGGCCCUUAUAGACAUGAACACUCUUUUCACUCUGCUCAACGUCGACACCAAGAUAAAGGAGAAGGAUCUCGCCCCACCAUUAACCAUCACACCACAGGAGGCCACCAUCCGCUUUGAGGAUGUCUAUUUUGAAUACCUGGAGGGCCAGAAAGUCCUAAACGGAGUGUCCUUCGAAGUACCUGCUGGGAAGAAGGUGGCUAUAGUUGGCGGCAGCGGGUCGGGGAAGAGCACCAUUGUGCGGCUUUUGUUCCGCUUCUACGAGCCCCAGCGGGGGAACAUCUACAUAGCGGGGCAGAAUAUCCGAGACGUCAGCCUUGACAGCCUGAGGAAGCUUUUGGGGGUUGUUCCUCAGGAUGCCGUUCUGUUCCACAACACCAUCUUCUACAACCUGCAUUACGGGAAAAUCAACGCCACGCCAGAGGAGGUCUAUCAAGUAGCUCGUCUAGCAGGCCUCCAUGACGCUAUCCUCAGGAUGCCCAAUGGCUAUGACACCCAGGUUGGGGAGCGGGGCCUCAAGCUGUCAGGAGGGGAGAAGCAACGGGUCGCAAUCGCACGGGCGAUACUAAAGAAUCCGCCCAUCCUCCUGUAUGACGAAGCAACCUCCUCCCUGGACUCCAUCACUGAAGAGAACAUCCUGACUUCAAUGAAGGAGAUGGUGAAGGACAGGACGUCUGUGUUUAUCGCCCACAGGCUUUCCACCAUCGUAGACGCAGAUGAGAUUAUAGUGCUCAAUGAGGGUAAAGUGGCGGAGCGAGGCACCCACCAGGCUCUGCUCAGCACCGCUGGCAGCCUAUACGGAAACCUCUGGAACGCUCAGAACAGCAGAAUCCUGAACAGCAGCAAGAACUCGGCCGAGCCGCGGGCCGAGCGGCUGUCCCAGAAGGAGGAGGAGAGGAAGAAAUUGCAGGAGGAGAUCCUCAACAGUGUGAAAGGCUGUGGGAACUGCUCCUGUUGAGAGAAGCUGCCACCCACCAUGUUUGUUCAUCCCUCACAGAUGGCCUACACUGGAAUCCCUGGUCUGCGUGCUAUUGGGCAGGCGGGUACAUCCCCCACUACCCCACUACCCACUCCAGCCAAAACCCUGUUAUUAUGACUAUCUCUCCUCCUCUCCAUGGAAAUAAAGGCCAGCGCUUGCCAAAAUGGAGGAGGAGGAGCAGGAACAGGGAGCAAGAGUGUUUAGCACUGGCUGAUGUCCAGAGAGAGAGAGAGAGAGAGCUUAUAUGCCAGUUGUCUCAGCUGAAGCAAAGCAUAAGAGACCUUGUAUAUCACAUACGUGCGUGCAAGACAUCUGUUAGUCAACAUGGUUGCCCCCUCCUCCUCAUUUUUUUUUUUGACAUCAGGUUUAUUGACAUCUUCCUCUGCUCUGGAAACAGAUGAGCGUACAUGUAAUGACUUUCAUAUGCCUUGAUAAUGAUGCAGUUUGUAUUGAUAUGAUUUUUAAAAACAAUUCUUUACAAAAGGAAUGAAACUUAGGUUUGGUUUUUAUAUACAAAGGGUGUAUACGUGCAGCAGGCUGUGCUGCAGUAUGUUUGCCCGUCACGUUGUUCUCGACAUUUAUUCUGAAAAUGUGAAGAUGUGCAGAUGAUCUGAUCCCAGUAGAAGGUGAUAUAUGUAUAUUUUUUAUCUUGUUUGCACGAGUUAUUUUGUGCAAACAAGUUCAUUAUCCUGUUCACACAAUUAUACGAUAAAACUGACUUGUGGAACGUCAAGGCCUUUGUACAUCAUUUAGAUGGCGGCACUCAAAAAAACACUGAACAGCUCCCCCGUGAACUGCUCGUAUGUCACGGUCACUUUCAUGUAAGCAUAACACUGAGACUAAGAGGAAGGAACUCUAAUAAAUCAUGGACGGGUCUCACUACAAUUUGAGCUUCAUUUACAGGUAACAUCUUAAAAGCAUUUUUUUAACCAUCAUAUCCCUUAGCCUUGGUUGACAAGCCUCUUCUGAUGCAGUUAUUUGGGAAGAUUGAUAUUUUUUUGAGUGUAUGACCAAAGUAAAGACUCUUUCCGUGUGAAGGUUACGUGUAGAUUUGGAAAGACGGACAGUGCACACACACCCUCUCUUUCUGAGGGUUGCUUUAGUUACGAAGCAUUUUUUUGUUUGGACCAUUGCUAUAAUUUAUCUAAAAAUGAAGAAAUUUAUCACUGGGUGUCUUUCACACUCUGCUUCAUAGUGCUUUGGACUAUGUUGGUGUGUUGGUACAAUUCAGAUUAAUAAAUGUUGGCUUUUCUCUAAAUAACAAU
Messenger RNA from Maylandia zebra (zebra mbuna), 3613 nucleotides. Lineage: Eukaryota; Metazoa; Chordata; Actinopteri; Cichliformes; Cichlidae. The record is from RefSeq and is a predicted model, not a curated record.